Molecule: messenger RNA, 261 nt
Organism: Hyaloperonospora brassicae
Lineage: Eukaryota; Oomycota; Peronosporomycetes; Peronosporales; Peronosporaceae
Source: the annotation of a GenBank genome assembly
AUGCAGGAGAAUGACCUGUCAGCUAAUCGUGAGGUAGUUCUGGCUAAGGCAAACGACAUAUGCCGGGCCAAGUACGGCUAUCAAGCGUCCUCGGAACGAAGUUCCAUUGACGGUCAACGGGAGUUCUUCAGCGAGUACAUGAAGCACAUCAUCGAGUGCAAUGCAAGUCUGGAUCGAUUGUUCAACAUGGAUGAGACAAGGUUUUCUCAGAAGAGCAGGCAGACGAAGGUGACCUUGGUCAAAGGCUCGCAAAACGUGUAG